CUCUGGACUGUAUUUCAUGACCUUGCCAGCUCAUUGGUUUGACCGGUAAUCCACUUCCAUAAAAAGAAAGUGGAGGGUUUUGAGGGCUGUCAAUAUAUACCAUCUUAACAUCUCAUCUGCCCGGGACUCAGUCUGCAUCUCUGGGAUUCAAACAACUGUCUGGUUAAAAUAAUAUCAGGAUCCUACAGUCAACAUGGCCUCUGAGAAACGACUGUCUGCGAGGCGUAAGCACACUUUGAAGAGCUGUAUGCUGGUUGUGGCAAAUAAUUUGCUGGAGGUUGAGUCUCAGGCAAAAGCUGCAGAACGGGAGAAGUUCUUGGCAGAGAAAUGCCCUCCUCUAGAGCUACCAUACUCCAGGGAAGAGCUUAUUGAACUUUGCAAUAAACUUCAUGAGGAGGUUAACAACAGUGAAGAGGAGAGAUACUGCAUAGAGUUCAAAUUAAACUUAGUGCUCGAUGAGGUCAGGGACCUCAAUAUCAAGAUUGUGGAUCUUCGAGGCAAGUUUAAGAGACCCCGGCUGAAGAAAGUGCGCAUGUCUGCUGACGCCAUGCUGAAGGCUCUGUUGGGUUCAAAGCACACGGUCAACAUGGACCUAAGAGCCAACCUGAAGCAGGUCAAGAAGGAGGUCAAAGAGGAGGACAAGCAGCUGCGUGAUGUGGGAGACUGGCGUAAGAACAUUGAAGACAAGUCGGACAGGAAGAAGAUGUUUGACAGUUAAAUGUUAAAACUGCUGCUGUUGUGACUGACCCAUUUUACUGAAAGGUGGCAUUAAACCAGAUAUUUUCAUAAAGGGGAUGAAACAUGGUGGCUCUUAGAGAGAAAAGUGUUAUUUUGUCAGUUAUAAAAUCAUACUGAGAAACUUGGUCAAGCCCAAGUUUUAUAUCCAAAUAAACAACUUCUUAUUUUUCAGCUGAUGGAGAUUUGUUCAGGAUAGACAAAAAAAAAAGCUCUUUAGUUAUUUCCAAGUGUAGCUGGGAUUUUGUCUCUAUGGUGAUUUAUUUAAGGUUAAUUGUUAACGUCACACAAGAACAAAAUCAAUCACAUUUGACUAAUUAGAAAGAUAUUUAUGGUGUUGUUAAUAUUACAGUUCAUAGUUUAAAACUUACCUGUUUCUUGGAGAAAGAGCCAUGGGCGUUGUCUUGAAAGUAUUGUUGUUAGUAAAUAUUUUUUGAUGUUCUUCUGAAGUCCGCACAAUUUGAAAGUAAAGUAAUUGUACUAAAGUACAGAAUAUCCAUGGAUUUAAAUGUUUAUUCAAUCACAUCAUGUUGUGAUGUUUUACUCUCAAAUUAAAUACAGAAGCUUC
Nothobranchius furzeri (turquoise killifish) is the source of this 1303-nucleotide messenger RNA. RefSeq names its product troponin I, fast skeletal muscle. The record is from RefSeq and is a predicted model, not a curated record. NCBI's taxonomy places the organism in Eukaryota, Metazoa, Chordata, Actinopteri, Cyprinodontiformes, Nothobranchiidae. Gene Ontology annotation, biological process: cardiac muscle contraction; skeletal muscle contraction. Gene Ontology annotation, cellular component: troponin complex.